Molecule: messenger RNA, 1254 nt
Organism: Paramormyrops kingsleyae
Lineage: Eukaryota; Metazoa; Chordata; Actinopteri; Osteoglossiformes; Mormyridae
Source: RefSeq, a predicted model, not a curated record
CGAACUGAUGACGUGACAACGCCGAACACCCGCGCAGUUCUGAGCACCGGGUACGCGCUUUCGCGCGCGAUCCCAAAACCGUGCAGCAAACAUGGCGGCGGAGGGUGACUUCCUGACGCGCUAUCGGGCUGUGUCAAAUAAGCUGAAAAAGCGAUUCCUGCGCAAGCCCAAUGUUGCUGAAGCAAGUGAGCAAUUUGGUCAGUUGGCCAAAGAGCUGAAACAGCAGGACUGCUUGCAGUAUGCAGCCUUUUGCAAUCUGGCCAUGGCGAGGUGUGAGCAGACUUUAUUCAAUGCGCCAGGAGAGGCCCUGGCACUGACCGAGGCUGCCAGGCUCUUCCUGCUUUCCGAGCGGGAGAAUCACUCACUGCAAGCCCCCGGCUUUGAUGAGCACCUCCAGGCCGCACUCAACUGCUACAGUUUUGCCAUCAAGGUAUACAUAGAGAUGAACCAGCCAGUGAUGGCUGCCAGUCUGUCCCUGGAACUGGGCAAUGCUCUCAAGGAGAUGAACCGGCCCGGCGAAGCCAUCGUCCAUUACCAGCGAGCCGCGGAGCUGCAGGCCCAGACGCCAAUCGAGUCCCUGCUGUCCAUGGGGGAGAUCGCCUCUUGCAAAAUCCUGACACGUGAUUACUACAGUGCUCUGGCAGUGCUGACGGAGAUGCAGUUUGUGUGCCAGGAGCGCGGGCUGCAGGUCCCCGGCACCAACACGCCCGUGGGUGAGGCACUCUGCCAUUACGCUGCAGUGAUGUCACUUCCUGUUGAUAUCCCCCCCCCUCAGAAGCUGCUUCCGGAGCAUGCUCAGACCCUGGAGCGUUACGCCUGGGAGUCUUUUGACUCUCACAGCCAGGUGACGUUUCUUCCCGAGAACGUGUUCCUGCUUCUGCAGUCUGUGGUGAUGGCCUGUCAAGAAAAAGAUACGGAAUCUUUGAAAUCCCUGCAGACCGAGUUGUGGCCUCUGCUUUCUGCAGAACAGAAUCAUCUCCUCCAUUUGGUGGUACAAGAACGCAUCACCCCCUCUGGACAAGGCAUUUAAGCAAUAAUGGAACAUUCCCAUUGUAUUCUAGCAGACAGGUUAUCUGCUAGGCCAAGGCACACACAGCACGAGUACAAUGAAGGUCUAGAUCUGUAUCAUUCCCCUCGAGCAGCCUGGGCCAUUCAUACAGGGGUGGAGCUUGACUUUUGUCCUUUGUUUAUAUGUAAAUCAGGAGUUGUAUAAAGUCUUUAAACGUGUAACUUAAUAAAUGACUUAAAACGGUA